Molecule: messenger RNA, 1305 nt
Organism: Thamnophis sirtalis
Lineage: Eukaryota; Metazoa; Chordata; Lepidosauria; Squamata; Natricidae
Source: RefSeq, a predicted model, not a curated record
AUGUUCCGUCAUACUCUGCUCUUCCUCUUGGCUGUUCAUGAGAUCAACCAGAGCCCAAUGGUGCUACCCAACAUCACCCUGGGCUACAACAUCUAUGAUAACUUCUUCAAUGCAAGAAUAACCUAUGAGGCCAUGAUGGACUUACUGUCUACAGGGCAGGAGAAUGUCCCAAACUACAGAUGUGGAAGACAAAAAAACCUGCUGGCAGUCCUUGAAGAGACAGAUUCUGAAUUCUUUGAUCAUAUUUCUACAUUCUUGGGCAUCUAUAAAAUUCCACAGACAGUACCGUCUUCUAGAUGUUCCGAAAGUUGUUACCCAGGAUAUGCCAAGGUCAUGAGAAAAGAAGCACCAGUUUGCUGCUACGACUGUUCUCUGUGUAUGGAUGGAACAUUCUCUAUGCGAGAAGAUGUAGCCCAUUGUGAAAAGUGUCCAGAUGAUCAGCAUUCCAAUAAGAAGCGAGAUCAAUGUAUUCCCAAAGUUAUAACUUUCCUGUCCUAUAAAGAAAACUUGGGUCUCACUCUAGUUCUCUUUGCCACUUCCUUAUCCAUAACUACUGCUUUUCUUCUGGGAAUCUUCAUUAAGUACCGAGAAACCCCCAUAGUCAAAGCCAAUAACCGGGACCUUACCUAUAUUCUUUUGAUCUCCCUCCUACUUUCCUUCUUGACUUCACUUCUGUUCAUUGGUCGACCCAAGAAAGUGACCUGUUUUCUUCGACAAACCACCUUCAGCAUUCUUUUCUCAGUUGCUGUGUCUUCCUUACUGGCCAAGACUGUCAUGGUGGUGGUGGCAUUUCUGGCAACAAAGCCAGGCAGCAGAAUGAGGAAAUGGCUGGGGAAAUCUCUGGCCACCUCCAUUGUCUUGUCUUGUUCUGGGGUUCAGGUAGGCAUCUGUUUCAUAUGGCUGAGAAUUUCUCCCCCAUUCCCAGAUUCUGACCUGCAUUCUCAACCAGGACACAUUGUGCUGCAAUGCAAUGAAGGCUCAGUCACCAUGUUCUAUUCUGCCCUUGGCUACAUGGGGUUUCUGGCUGCCAUCUGCUUCUUCUUGGCUUUUCUAGCCAGAAAGCUUCCAGGUACCUUCAACGAAGCCAAAUGGAUUACUUUCAGCAUGUUGGUUUUCUGCACUGUUUGGAUUUCCUUUGUCCCCACUUACCUGAGUACCAAAGGGAAAUACAUGGUGGCUGUGCAGAUCUUCUCCAUCCUGGCCUCCAGUCUGGGAUUACUGGGCUGCAUCUUUAUCCCUAAAUGCUUCAUUAUUAUCCUGAGACCUGACAUGAACACCAGGGAGCAUCUAAUGAUGAAAAACUAG